GCUGUGUUGUAUUUCCUAAGUGUGAAGCCUUGGUGAAGGCUGGUGGAGCACAGAGAAAUGCAGGCCAAAAUGCAGACUCUUGUCAGAUGCAAUGGGAGGAUUUUCCUGGCUGUUUGUAUAAUCCUCUUUAUGGGAUACACAGCACAAGGUGUUCCGGUGCAGAAAGCCAGGUACAAGAGAGUAAGAUGUAGACCUAAUGCCUGGUUGUCUAACUGCAUUGAAGAAAAAGGACCACUGUUUGAAAUGCCUGAAGGUGGAGCCAACAGAAUCCUCCCUCCUAUGGCUGAUUCAUUUCUGAUGAAGACAUUUCAGGAGCAGCGUGAAAUUUUUCCACUUUCUGAAGAGGCAUCUGGAUCUGGGAUGGAAGACACAUUUGAAACAGAACCAGAAUCUGGGUCAGGAAUGGAUUACAAUGUAGAGUAUUCUAACGUGAUACUUCCUGAUUUAGUGCUUCGCCAACAAAAAUCAGAGCUGAAGGAGAAACUAACAGAAGAAGAUUUAAUUCUGUAAGAGAGAAUUUAACCUCUACCAUGAGGAUGAUUAUUUCCCAAACUUCUCUGUUGUAUAACUAAGUGUGAUUAUUCUCAGGAAAAAAGCAAAUUUAUAAAAAUUUAUAAACAAUUAAAAUGUGCCUUAUCUUUAUUGCUUUUCAUUAUUAAGACUAUAUUAAAUGUGAGCUUAUUCUGUGUUUCUGUAAGUAAAAUAGACAGGCAAAUACUGAGAAACUGGAAUUUAAAAUAUCCUUCAUAAUAGCACUGAUACAAAUGCUAAUAUAGACAAAAAAAGACUGCAACAAUAUAUAUUUAAUAGGAGUAACUGUCCUACAGAUUAAUGUAACUUGAAGUUAACUGCUUGUUUUCCUUGUAUCUGGUUUUCCUGGAUAAUUAUCUCAAUAAAGUAUACGUAAGCAUUUUUGCAAAAUUA
Molecule: messenger RNA, 924 nt
Organism: Alligator mississippiensis (American alligator)
Lineage: Eukaryota; Metazoa; Chordata; Crocodylia; Alligatoridae
Gene: SRGN
Product: serglycin
Exons: 3
Coding region: 58-510 (150 amino acids)
Source: RefSeq, a predicted model, not a curated record